CCUAGAGCGGCGCGAACUCUGUUGAAAUCUCUAUAAUCCGAGCAGACAUUGCAGAGGCAAACGAUGGCGAGAUCGCGGAGGAAGUACAAGAAAUCUCGCCCGAAAGUGAGGGUAGGGCUACCGAGGAAGAAGCCCGGCAUCUUCAAGCCGACAUUCACCAUACCGGAGGAGCUACUCUCGCUCGCCGCCGCUUCUUCGGACGCUGCGGGUGAGGAGAAAAGGAUCUGGGAUGACAAGGGAAGCUACCUUCAAAACUAUCGCACCUUCGGCGUUGUUGCAAAUCCCAACCUCCUUGGCGUUCGGGCCCGUGUAUCGGCGGUCGUUCAGUGUGCCGAACUCCAGCUUCCUAACUACGACGCGGCACCCGUUUUAGAGUUUGAUUCGAUUGACAGUGGAAGCGAUCUCGAAUCGGAGGGUUGGUUCUGACCUUUGUUUUGCAUGUAAAAAUUGAAAGUUUAGGCGUUAGAUGUGUAUAUGCAUAAGAAUUCCGUGGUAUGUAUUUA
Messenger RNA from Phalaenopsis equestris, 503 nucleotides. RefSeq lists its product as uncharacterized. Lineage: Eukaryota; Viridiplantae; Streptophyta; Magnoliopsida; Asparagales; Orchidaceae. Gene Ontology annotation, cellular component: nucleolus. Gene Ontology annotation, biological process: ribosomal large subunit biogenesis. Bases 64 to 426 code for a protein of 120 amino acids. The record is from RefSeq and is a predicted model, not a curated record. The transcript has a single exon.